Messenger RNA from Liolophura sinensis, 668 nucleotides. RefSeq names its product calmodulin-4-like. Lineage: Eukaryota; Metazoa; Mollusca; Polyplacophora; Chitonida; Chitonidae. Bases 39 to 476 code for a protein of 145 amino acids. The record is from RefSeq and is a predicted model, not a curated record. The transcript is spliced from 3 exons. Gene Ontology annotation, cellular component: myosin II complex. Gene Ontology annotation, molecular function: calcium ion binding.
UCGUAGUCACAGAUAUAUAGAGAUCCAGUCGGUAAACAAUGAGCGUGUCUGAGGAAAACCGAGCAACGUUUGAUCGUUUUUUCAGAGAGGCCGACGUGAACAAUGACGGGUUUUUGAAUAUUAAGGAGCUGAAGACGAUCUUGUACAAUAUAGGAUUCAGAGGCUCGGAUGAAGAAAUAGCAAAAAUUUUCGUGGACUUGGUGUCAGCCGGCGAAGAUAAGGUGACAUACGAACAGUUCAUGACUGAGAUGUGCAAAAUUCCACUCAAGGAUGUCAAGGACAGCGAAUUACGAACUCUCUUUAGGACGUUUGACAAGAACGGAGACGGAAAUGUGACGAAAGAGGAACUUUUCCAUUGUUUGAAAGAAAAACAGUUUGAUUACACGGAGGAAGAAAUGGGAGAAAUUCUGGCAAAAGCUGAUAAAAACAAGGACGGGAAAAUUGAUUAUGAAGAGUUCCUGUCGGCACUGAAAUAACCAUUUUUUUGUUUGUACUUGCUUGUUUUGUUGUGGACACUCGUUACUGGUCGAAACUGUUUAAUCUUCCUAAACUGAUCUGAGUUUCUUGGGUAAUCCGGUGAUAAUUAACAAAAAAACCUGUCGGAAACGAGCUUUGGGCAUUUUUACAACUGUUUCUUUUUACGAUAAAUAUAUAAAAAGUAUCAUAUA